This is a messenger RNA of Apodemus sylvaticus (European woodmouse), 1857 nucleotides long. It is a transcript of the gene Cd300a, whose product is annotated as CD300a molecule. The transcript is spliced from 7 exons. Gene Ontology annotation, molecular function: transmembrane signaling receptor activity. Gene Ontology annotation, cellular component: plasma membrane. NCBI's taxonomy places the organism in Eukaryota, Metazoa, Chordata, Mammalia, Rodentia, Muridae. The record is from RefSeq and is a predicted model, not a curated record. Bases 281 to 1249 code for a protein of 322 amino acids.
CAGACAGGGGGCCAUCAGACUGUCAUGGCAGCCUGGCGGUCAUGAGAUCCGCGCCUCACCCGGGUUUCCUCGGCUCCUUCGAGAGCUCCUUCCGACUCUUUCAGUUUCUUCGUGGCUCCAGGAACAGAACUAAGAAAAGUCAGAAACAAACCAGCCUGACACAAAGAAAAGCAGAAGUGGGCGUCUCGGAGACUGGCCGUCCCCCAACGGGGCUGAACCGUGGAGCUGAACCGUGGAGCCUGCCGUGGCCUGCCUGCCGGUGACCCAUGUGUAGGGAGAAAUGACCCAACUGGUCAGGGUUGUGUGGCUGCCCGCACUGUUGCUGCUGCUGCUUUUCUGGCUUCCAGGUUGUGUCCCUCUGCAUGGCCCCAGCACUGUCACAGGCAUUGUGGGGAAAUCCCUGAGUAUAGAGUGUCAGUAUGAGGAGAAAUUCAAGCCUAACAAUAAAUACUGGUGCAGAGACUCACUUACGGUGCUAUGGAAAGAUAUUGUCACGACCAAAGGCUCAGAAGAAGCUAGGAAUGGUCGAGUGACCAUCAGGGACCAUCCAGACAACCUCACCUUCAUAGUGACCUUGGAGAAACUCACCCUGGAGGAUGCAGGCACCUACAUGUGUGCGGUGGAUAUACCAGCUUUUGAAGGCUUUUUGAAGGUGCAUGACUUCUUGGGGAUUGAUAAGUACUUCAAGAUUAAGUUGUCUGUGGUUCUAAGUGAGGUUCCAGUUUCAUCUCCAGGACCAACACUAGAGACACCUGUGGUGUCCACCAGCCUGCCUACCAAGGGUCCCACCCAAGGAUCCACCACAGAGGACUACCAUAAGCAUCAUGAUCCCCAGGCCUUGAGCCUCCCUGUGCUGCUGUCCGUGUUAGUUCUCCUGCUGUUUCUGUUGGUGGGGACCUCUCUGCUGGCCUGGAGAAUGUUCCAGAAGCGACUGGUCAAAGCUGAUGUGCAUCCAGAGUUGUCCCAGAACCUCAGACAGGCUGCUGAGCAGAGAGAGUCCCAGUAUGUGAAUCUGCAGCUGCACACGUGGCCCCUGAGGGAAGAGCCGGUGCUACCGAGUCAGGUAGAGGUGGAGUAUAGCACAUUGGCAUUACCCCAGGAAGAGCUUCACUAUACAUCUGUGGCAUUUGACUCCCAAAGGCAGGAUUCUCACACCAAUGGGGAUUCCCUUCGUCAACCUCAGGACCAGAACACAGAAUACAGUGAGAUCCAGAAGCCCAGAAAAGGUCUUUCUGACCCUCACCUGUGAUCCCCUCAUCAGAUCCCCUCAAUGGUGACCAUCAGGUUCUAGAGCUCCCUGCUGGCUGCUGCCCUCAAUGUCACGAGCACCUCGCUGGCUUCACUAAAGAUGAGCAGGAGCCAGGGCUCCGUGGGCACAGAAUCUCAUCCCACUGGCUCUCUGCUCUUAGCCUGCAUUUUGUUCUGCCUCUGGGUGUGGAAGACAUAGAUGCUGCUCCUUUAGGGCUCUGGGAAGUGACAUGGUUUGUAUAGAAUGGUACUUGUGCUAGUUAUCUUUGUAGUGUCAGUCCAGGAAGAACAUCUAUGGUCCCUGGGGAAGUGAAGAGCCAGCAAGGACCCAUGAGACUACAAAAUAACAGGAGUCAUGGGGGCACUAACUAACCAUCAACUCCUCUGUCUCACAGAGGAAGAAACCUAAGCUCUGAGGACAAGACAGGGUCUCUCAGUGUAGCUUUGACUGUCCUGGAACUCACUCUGUAAACCAGAAUGGCCUUAAACUCACAAAGAUCUGCCUGCCUCUGCCUCUUCAGUGCUGGUACUAAAGGCAUGUGCCACAACACCUGGCUUCUCUGGACUCUUAAGUAAAAGAUGAAAUAAAGUUUAUAAUAUCGUUUUAAA